AUGGAGACUGAUGGAGAGAUUCCGGAUAAAUAUGCUCGGAAUCCUAGGCAUACUAGAUGGGGGUCCUUUAGGGCAGACAUUGGCAGUAAGCUUGUAGCGGUUCCAUACAGACUUUGUAAGGGCUCUGACAUAGAAGCAGCUGUCGAGUCUCUGAGCAGGGACUUGACGGCUUCAUAUGCGGAAAACUGCCCGUUACGCAAAGUUCAAGCUUGGGAUCAGACAGUCAAAGCUCUAAAGAUAUAUGUCACUCUUAAAGAUGUCAACACUGUCGCUUCAGAGAAUGUUAAAUGUAACUUUGGGCCAAGAAACCUAGAAUUACGAGUAUUGGAUUUGGAUAACAAAGACCAUGUCUUACGAAUUAACAACCUGUUAAGUCCAAUAGAUACUCAACAAAGCGCAUGGAAAGUGAAGAAAGAUAUGGUCAUUAUAACAUUGGCAAAGGCAUCUGAAGGGAACUGGUCCCAUGUUACAGAAUAUGAGAAGAAAUCAAGUGAAUUGAAGAAACCUAAACUGGGCGGCUCUGACAAUGCAGACCCUGAAGAAGGACUGAUGAGUUUAAUGAAAAAUAUGUAUGAGUCUGGAGAUGAUGAAAUGAAAAGAACUAUAGCGAAGGCUUGGCACGAGAGUCAAACGAAGCGCAACAUGUAAGGCUCUAUGGUUUGUUCUUUCAAAUUAGUUUAGUCAUAUAUUACCAAGUAAUAUUGGUAUUGUCCGUAAAUAACAGUCAUGAUAUGUCUUAUCUAAGUGAAUACAUUUUUUGAUAAAUAAGUACUCGAU
Messenger RNA from Acanthoscelides obtectus, 777 nucleotides. The record is from the annotation of a GenBank genome assembly. Lineage: Eukaryota; Metazoa; Arthropoda; Insecta; Coleoptera; Chrysomelidae.